Messenger RNA from Phymastichus coffea, 2024 nucleotides. Its product is annotated as speckle-type POZ protein B-like. The record is from RefSeq and is a predicted model, not a curated record. Bases 125 to 1162 code for a protein of 345 amino acids. NCBI's taxonomy places the organism in Eukaryota, Metazoa, Arthropoda, Insecta, Hymenoptera, Eulophidae. The transcript is spliced from 2 exons. Gene Ontology annotation, cellular component: cytoplasm. Gene Ontology annotation, molecular function: ubiquitin protein ligase binding. Gene Ontology annotation, biological process: regulation of proteolysis; proteasome-mediated ubiquitin-dependent protein catabolic process.
UAUAAAGCUGAAUCAACUCACGAUUUGUAGGUUAUUUGCACCAUCGUUUGAAAAUACUCAACAGUAUACUGCAGUAGUUCGACUCAUCUACCUUAGAGUCAGUAACAGAUAGCACCUAAGUGCCAUGGAUAGCAUCAUGGAUAGUAUUAGGAGAACGACAGAAGUAAUAGUAGCUCAAAAGUCGUUCAACUGGGAAAUAAUAAAUUUUCACCUCAGUGGCUUAGCAACGGGGGAAUGUAUAAGAUCACCAUCGUUUACAGUAGGUCCUAACGACGAAUGCAAAUGGCACCUGAACAUUUAUCCUCGCGGCACAUCUCUCAGCGCAGACCACAUCGUGUCCUUAGACAUAAUCCUAGAAGAACUGAAGCUAAAAACGGUGGAAGCGCAAAUCUUCUUUUUCGCUGAAAAUAACAGUGGCCAAAAAAUCAAACUGUUCCAAGGCAUUAAAACGUUCACCCUGUACCCGAUGUCGGCCGGGACGACUCAUUUCAUGAAGAGGCAGGAUCUUCAUAACUACUUGAAAGACAACAAGCUCACGAUAGAGUGUCAAAUUUCCGUUGGGUUGAACACCUACAUGUCGACGGAUUCCGAGAGGGCAGUGAUCAACCCCAGCAUCUGCCAGAUGAAUUUGUCGCGGGAUUUUCAUAAGCUCUUCGAUAACCCCCACUUGAGCGACGUUUCCAUAGUUGCCGUUGGCAAAGAAUUCCGCGCGCACAAAGCGAUCCUCGCCACUCGGAGCCCAGUGUUUGCAGCUUUAUUUGCACACGACAUGGAGGAGGCAAUGCAAAAUCGAGUGUACAUUAAAGACAUCAAUCCGGACGUUUUGACAGAGAUUUUGCGAUUUAUUUAUACGGGAAAAGUCGAAAAUAUAGAUGAACUCGCGUAUGAACUUUUGAGCGCAUCCGACAAGUAUAGAUUAGAUGACUUGAAAGCGAUGUGCGAGGAAAUCGUUUGUAGGAAUAUCACCGUUGGCAAUUCUAUUGAUAUACUUAAUUUGGCAGAUCUAUUGCAAGCGGACAUACUGAAAAGUGCUGCUAUGAAUUUCAUAAUAGAGCAUGCCAAAUACGUGUUAAGUACUCCGUUAUUCAAGUCGUUGGAGCAAUCAAGUUCGCCUUUGGUUGUUGAAAUUUACCGUGCGAUAGCUAUGAAAUUUGCAAGUUAAUCUUACAUACAUAUUUUAUAUGAUAACUGUACUAAUCUAAUUGCAACAUUUAUAUGAUGGCUCAGACAUCUCGUUGUAAACGAAGACUUUUCAUCGUAAAAUGAGAAAAAUACAAGUAUUAUAUUGAUUAUUUAUUAUAGAUGAAAGACACAUAAUUAAACCUGUUCAAGUUCACUUUUAUAAUAUUGUAGCUUUACGUACGCAUACAGAUUACCGUAUAACUGGAGGCAGACUUUGAGUAUUUUUGUUUUCGUUUUACAAUAUAUAUUCAAGAUCAAUUUUAUAAAUAGUUUUGAUAAGCGAUUUAAUGAGAUUCAAGUGGAAUAAAUGACCGUUACGAAAAAAUGAAAAGUUUAAUUGCUGUAUUUGAUUUGUGACACAAAAUAAUAAUAAAUCACAAUGAACUUCACGUAUUAAUGCUGAACAAUAAAAAUAAUAUAGAUUAAAAAACGUACUGUUGGUAAUCUAAUAUAGCUUUCUAUUAAGUAGCAACUUUACUCAAAGCACAAAACUAUAUAUGCUGUAAUUAUUUUUUAUUUUGGAGCAUAUCAAAUAAAAGAUUGCUUUACAAUGGCUUUACAUCAAUUCCUAAUAAUAGAUUCUUCAAAUUUAGCAUCCGUACAAUCUAUCAAUUAUUUUCAAAUUGAAAUCUCACCAUUUUCGUAUUUUAAUUUCAUUUCUAAGGACAUUUUUUUUAGUAGAAGACCCGGCCAGUGAGGCAAGAUUAUACACCUACUCGGCAGAGCACUUUCACCUAAUUUUUUUUUAAUUAACGACUGCGUGCCCGAAGUUUUUGAAGAAUAUUAAUGUUAUGACAAGUGACAAUGAAAAUGUUGACCAAGUAAUGAAAUAUAAAAUACAA